GCAUCCAGAGCCAUACACCUUGAACCGGUAGAUGAUUGUUCAUCAUCCGAAGUAUUAAAAGCGUUACGAAAUUUCGCCGCCAUUCGUGGAUGUCCAUCUGUAAUAUAUUCAGAUAACGGAUCAAAUUUUAAAAAGCUAGGCAAACUAUUAAACAGUUGUUUGAAUCAGAUCAAAAUCGAAUGGCACUUUACAACGCCUUAUAGUCCUCAUCGUGGUGGUGCAUGGGAAGCAUUAAUUAAAUCUACAAAACGUGCGUUGUACGGAAUUGUAUGGCGAAAAGAUUUAACUGCGGAAAAUUUCCGUACAAUAUUAUAUGAAUUGGCAGCUAUCAUCAAUUCGAGACCGAUAGCAUCGAUCGACAAUACGAUUCUAACGCCUAAUAAACUAAUUUAUGGAGCAGAAAUAAGAAGACCACCACAACCACCGUACAAAUCUGACACGAAAAUGGACCUCUUGACCGAAUGGAGAAGUAAACAACGUGAUAUAAAUUCUGCCUGGAAAGUCUGGUUAGAUUUGUAUCUUAAACAACUACGUAAUUUUCAUAAAUUUUCAACAAAGUAUGAACAUUCCAAAGUCGGCGAUUAUGUAUUGAUAAAAGAUAGUCGCUAUGGAAAAGAAAAAUGGCCAACAGGAAAAAUUGUUGAAACAAUACCGGAUACUAAUGGAAUAAUUCGCACUUAUCGUGUCCAGGUUGGCGAUGAUAUCAUGACAAGAAACAAUCGAGAUAUAUACCCACUCGAAGGGGGGAGAAAUUGGUGCGAAAUGUGAAACAGAAACGCGCGAAGAAAUGUCAACCGUUUUCGCGAUAAAGAUCUUCAACUGUCAAAACACGAAUAAAACACGCGAUAUAAUAAAGACCGCCCAUAA
This is a messenger RNA of Dermatophagoides pteronyssinus (European house dust mite), 867 nucleotides long. RefSeq lists its product as uncharacterized. The record is from RefSeq and is a predicted model, not a curated record. Gene Ontology annotation, biological process: DNA integration. Gene Ontology annotation, molecular function: nucleic acid binding; zinc ion binding. Lineage: Eukaryota; Metazoa; Arthropoda; Arachnida; Sarcoptiformes; Pyroglyphidae.